Messenger RNA from Tachyglossus aculeatus (Australian echidna), 1532 nucleotides. RefSeq names its product transmembrane p24 trafficking protein 5 (gene TMED5). The transcript is spliced from 4 exons. Gene Ontology annotation, cellular component: COPII-coated ER to Golgi transport vesicle; endoplasmic reticulum-Golgi intermediate compartment; Golgi apparatus. The coding region runs from base 214 to 903 and encodes 229 amino acids. Gene Ontology annotation, biological process: intracellular protein transport; Golgi organization; endoplasmic reticulum to Golgi vesicle-mediated transport. Lineage: Eukaryota; Metazoa; Chordata; Mammalia; Monotremata; Tachyglossidae. The record is from RefSeq and is a predicted model, not a curated record.
CCCACUCGGUUGAGGCGACUUGAGAGGAUGGAGGGGGCCAUUCCAUCCUAUCUCUUGAGCGCUUACUGAGUGCCAAGCACUGUACUGAACGCCUGGGAGGUGCAAAUCGUUAAUAUAGACAGACGGGCCCGUGGUGGGGGGUGGAGGGGACUGGUUAGCCCGAGUUUGGCUCAAGGACCAGAAUCCUUCGCGCGCCCCUCAGGCCUGAGGGCCAUGAUGGGGGCUGGAAGUGGGCAGCAGCGUUGGCCCAGUGUGCUGCUCGUCCUUUUUGCCCUUCUGCCCAUCGUGUCGGGCUUCACGCCCUCCCUGGACAGCGAUUUCACCUUCACCCUCCCGGCGGGCCGCAAGGAAUGCUUCUUCCAGCCCAUGCCGCGCCAGGCCUCGCUGGAGAUCGAGUACCAGGUUUUAGAUGGAGCUGGAUUAGAUAUUGAUUUCUACAUUAUGUCUCCAAAAGGAGAAACAUUAGUAUCUGAGCAGAGAAAAUCUGAUGGAGUCCACACAGUGGACACUGAAGAGGGGGACUACAUGUUUUGCUUUGACAAUACAUUCAGUACCAUUUCCGAGAAAGUGAUUUUCUUCGAACUAAUCCUUGAUAAUAUGGGGGAACAGGCGCAAGACCAAGAUGACUGGAAGAAGUAUAUUACUGGCACAGAUACAUUGGAUAUGAAACUUGAAGAUAUUCUAGAAUCCAUUGAUAACAUCAAGUCCAGACUAAGCAAAAGCGUGCAUAUCCAGGUUCUGCUUAAAGCAUUCGAAGCUCGGGACCGAAACAUACAAGAAAGCAAUUUUGACAGAGUGAAUUUUUGGUCCCUGGUCAAUUUAGGAGUAAUGGUGGUGGUGUCGGCAAUUCAGGUGUACAUGCUGAAGAGUCUUUUUGAAGAGAAGAGGAAAAGUAGAACUUAACAGCUGGAGCUGCCUUAAAUCCCUAAAAGCAGUAGAAAACCAAACAACAGACUUGCAGAAAAGGAUACUGGUAUUCUCUUCACACUUGUUUUCAGCAGGAACUAUACUUAGAGGGCCUCUGAUUCACCUGCAACUUGAAUAUGGCAUAAUAUUUUCCUUUCAUCCCUAAAGUGCAAUUACCAGUCUCCACUGAAUGUCCCUUGCAGGGUUUUUGCAGUAUUUUUGUAUUUGAUGGUUAAUGCGAAUCCAAUUACAGGUAAUAGCUCACGUUAGUCUAAAGCAAUAAUGAUCCUGCCAUAGUUUCGAAAAGCAUUUCCCUAAGUCGGGGUUGUUCUUCUGUGGAGUAGCUCUUGUGAUUUAGAGAACUUCACAACCAAGUAUUAUACGAACUGGCUGCAUAUAUUCCCCAAACCUCUGUGUACUUAAGCGAUUUCCUAACUUCGACCAGCCGUGUUACAUCUCGGGAAUAUUAACUGUAAAAUCUUUCUUGAAUUAGCUACCUAAGGGAUUACUAUUGACUUUAAAGGUAGGGGCCCGCAUCUUUCUGUACUUGCACGUAACUCCCAUUAGAAUACAUAGGAGCUGAUUGCGUGUGCAGUUAAAGUUGAGCCCAUUGGGUUUUAGCCUGC